CGCGAAAGCUCUCAACCUACUGUUCCUAGUUUUAUACGCGAGAUUCAAUUGAACUCAACAACUGAUGCAAUUAUCGUAGUGAAACCCAUGAUAUUGAUAUCGUUAUCAAUGUUCCAAGCCUUCUUCACAUGAAACCAUUUCUACUCUCUCCAAAAAUACCUGUUCCUCUGUGGAUAUCUUCUCUCCGUUUCUCUUUCAACCACCAAAUCCCUUUUUAUCCUCUAAACCCAUUCUCAUCAACCUCCACCACCAGAACCAAAUGGAAUUCAACUACCAAUGUGAUCAUUACGCACCCCACUCUUUUAAUCCUGGAGUCGUGUACGUCCAUGACCCAGUUGAAGCAAAUUCAAGCCCACAUGACCAUUAGUGGUCUCAUUACUCACACAUUCCCUGUGAGCCGCGUGUUAGCCUUUUGCGCUCUCGCUGAUAAUGGUGAUUUAAACCAUGCCUAUUUGCUGUUUACCCAACUUGAAAACCCCAACACUUAUAUGUGGAAUACUAUGAUUAGAGGGUACUCUAAAGCUAAUAUGCCAGUUAUGGGGUUCUCCUUCUUCUGUCAAAUGGUUCAACAACGAAUUGAAAUGGACUCUAGAAGCUUUGUUUUCGCGCUGAAAGCUUGUGAGCAGUUUUCAAGAGUUUUAGUGGGGAAAUCAAUUCACUCAACAAUUUGGAAAAUGGGUUUUGUCUGUGCCUUGUUGGUUCAGAAUGGGUUGAUACAUUUCUAUAGUGUCCAUGGGUGUUUGAUUUUAGCUCGUAAAGUGUUUGAUGAAGUUUCUUUGAGGGAUGUUGUUUCUUGGACCUCGAUGAUUGAUGGUUAUUCUGCGCGUAAUUGUUACAAUGAGGCUUUCGAGCUUUUUGAUUCCAUGUUGUUGAGCGAUGUUGAGCCGAACGAAGUUACUUUAAUUUCGGUGCUUUCAUCUUGCUCUCGUGAAGGGGACUUGAGCGUUGGGAAGAGUAUCCAUGAAUAUGUAAGAAGGAAGAAUUUGAAUCACAACCUGAAUUUGAUGAAUGCAAUUUUGGAUAUGUAUGUGAAAUGUAGUUGCUUGAUUGCUGCAAGAGAGACUUUCGACAACAUGAGAAUUAAAGAUGUGUUCUCCUGGACUAGCAUGGUUAACGGGUAUGCUAAAAGUGGUGAACUAGAGUUGGCAAGAAAGUUGUUUAAUGAGAUGCCUGAGAGAAACGUAGUUUCCUGGAAUGCCAUGAUUGCAGGUUAUUCUCAAAAUAAUCAACCUAAGCAAGCUCUAGAAUUGUUUCAUGAUAUGGUGGAGGCAGGCUUGUCGCCGAUGGAGAAUACUUUAGUGUGUGUUCUAUCUGCUUGUGGUCAGUUGGGGUAUUUGGACUUCGGUCGGUGGAUUCAUCUCUACAGUGUCGAGCAAAAACUCAUAGAAAAUAGUGUGAUUUUAGCAAAUGCGUUAAUAGACAUGUAUGCUAAAUGCGGAGUAAUAGAUGCUGCUGCAGAAGUUUUUAAUUACAUGCCACAGAGAGAUUUGGUUUCUUGGAAUUCCAUGAUUUCUGCUUAUGCUAGUCAUGGGCAUGCCAAGCAAGCUGUUGUUGUCUUUGAGCAAAUGAUAAAUGGAGGACUCAAGCCAGAUGAUAUUACAUUUGUGGGCGUUUUGUCAGCUUGCAGCCAUGGUGGACUAGUCACUGAAGGCCGAGCAUAUUUUAAGGAAAUGGAAAGAAAUUAUGAUAUUAAGCCCAAGCAAGAACACUACGCUUGUAUGAUUGAUCUGCUUGGUCGAGUUGGACUGCUAGAAGAUGCUUAUGAAUUAAUAACUAAGAUGCCAAUGCAUCCGAGUGAAGCUGCUUGGGGUGCUCUUCUCAAUGCUUGUAAGAUGUAUGGGAAUGUUGAACUGGCUACGCUUUCAGCCAAGGAACUUUUUGACUUGGAUCCCGAGGAUAGUGGUGUUUACGUUUUGCUAGCAACAACUUGUGCUAAUGGUAAAAGGUGGGGCGAUGUUAGGAUGAUCAGAAGCAUGAUGAGGGAGAGGGGGGUUAAGAAGAUUCCUGGCCAUAGCUUGAUAGAGGUAGAGGGUGAGUUUCAUGAAUUUUUGGCGCGUGACGAAUCCCACCCGCAGUCUGAAGACAUUUAUAGAGCAUUGGAUGAAAUGUAUUUGCUGUCCAAACUGGAAGAUAAUGUAACAAACACAUCUGAAUUGACAGGUCUUUUUACGUUUUAUGAUGAUUCCUCGAGAUCAUGUAUCAACUAUCAAUCAAAACGAUUAAAAACAUGAAGAGCUUUAUUUGUUACAAAAUAUUUCAUAGAAAGGAGGCUUAGAUUUAAA
Hevea brasiliensis (rubber tree) is the source of this 2282-nucleotide messenger RNA. Its product is annotated as pentatricopeptide repeat-containing protein At2g22410, mitochondrial. The record is from RefSeq and is a predicted model, not a curated record. Gene Ontology annotation, biological process: RNA modification. Gene Ontology annotation, molecular function: protein binding; RNA binding. The transcript has a single exon. Lineage: Eukaryota; Viridiplantae; Streptophyta; Magnoliopsida; Malpighiales; Euphorbiaceae. The coding region runs from base 129 to 2231 and encodes 700 amino acids.